UUAAAAUUUAAUAUUCACCAAACUACAUUUAUGGGUUCAUGAAACUGUUUCACUGCUAAGCGAAUUAUUGUUUCCAAUUCUCCUUCAGAACCAAUUAUUGAUGAGAAAAGUGGCAAAAAGAAACCUAAAAAACGACAAUCCACCAACAAAGGCAUCAGAAGGAUAAAAACAUUUCAAAAUCAGAUCGAAGGGAGUGGGAAGGUCAAAACCGAUGAUUUGAACACAACUGAUUUUCCAGAAAGUCUUGUUUGAGAAUUUAAAGACGCUAAAACUAAUGCAAGGAAAACACUUAAUGGAACUUCUGAGGGUAGGGAAUACAAAAGAGCAAAGACCUCUAAAUUUGCGCCUAAAACUCACAAAGACAUGCUUCGUUCUAUGCCUCCACUCAUGCAAGAGUUUGUAGUGCGCUCCUAAAUACUAAACACAAUUUUCAC
Messenger RNA from Moneuplotes crassus, 434 nucleotides. Lineage: Eukaryota; Ciliophora; Spirotrichea; Euplotida; Euplotidae. The record is from the annotation of a GenBank genome assembly.